Messenger RNA from Daucus carota subsp. sativus, 1923 nucleotides. RefSeq names its product pectinesterase. Bases 40 to 1626 code for a protein of 528 amino acids. The transcript has 2 exons. Gene Ontology annotation, molecular function: pectinesterase activity; pectinesterase inhibitor activity. NCBI's taxonomy places the organism in Eukaryota, Viridiplantae, Streptophyta, Magnoliopsida, Apiales, Apiaceae. Gene Ontology annotation, biological process: cell wall modification. The record is from RefSeq and is a predicted model, not a curated record.
CAACUUUUCUUGAAUUUAUCAGCCACUAUAUCCAAACAUAUGGAUCAUAUUAUUAGCAUGUCAGCUUUCCUUUUAACCUGCCUUCUUGUAUUUGCCUCAGCUCUGAUUGUACAUGGUGCCACGGGAUCACUUUGUAGCCAAACACCCUAUCCCGAGUUAUGUACUUCAUUCAUGGUUUCCCAUAAACCUGAUCAAGAAACAACCUCGUCUAUAGUACAUCGUGACUCCGCCCUUUCAGCCACAAUGGCUCAGGCGGUACAAGCCCACAGGCUUGUAUCAGACAUGGACACAAGCUCCUUUGAAGAGCGUGCCAAGUCCGCUUGGGCUGAUUGUUUGGAACAUUAUGAGGAUAGCAUACACCAGAUCAACCGUUCCAUGUCUACAGAUAAACGCGACAAAAGUAAUAAUAAUGUCCAAACUUGGUUAAGUUCAGCCCUUACCAACCACCAAACUUGCCAAGAUGGUUUUACAGAUUUCAAUUUAUCUACUACUUAUUCAAAUUCCUUUCCUCUAAAUAAUUUCACAAAAUUCCUUGGCAACUCUCUUGCCAUAAAUAAAGCGCUAAUGUCUUCACAAACUUUCGGUCUAUCUAGUGGAAACUCAAAAGGGCGGCACUUACUAGCUCAAGAUAUGCCAGAGUGGAUUUCAGUCAGUGACCGUAAGCUUCUUCAGGCUACAGCACCGAAGCCUGAUCUGGUGGUUGCACAAGAUGGAUCAGGUCAUUACAGGACCAUUUCUGAAGCCGUGGCAGCAGCAAGAACCGGGACAAAGAGAUUUGUGAUAUAUGUGAAGAAAGGAGUGUACAAAGAAAACGUGGAGAUCAAGAAAUCAGUGAAGAACUUGAUGCUUGUUGGAGAUGGAAUGGAUGCCACAGUUGUAACUGCCAGCAAAAGUAAUGCAGAUGGCUCCACGACCUUCCGCUCAGCAACCUUUGCUGCUUCAGGAGAUGGACUAAUUGUCCGCGGAAUGACUUUUGAGAACACAGCAGGGCCACAAAGCCACCAAGCGGUUGCACUGCGAUCUGGCUCUGAUUUAUCUGUUUUCUACAGCUGCAGCUUCAAGGGUUAUCAAGACACUCUCUACGUAUACUCCCAACGCCAAUUCUACCGCAACUGUGACAUUUAUGGAACUGUGGACUUCAUUUUUGGCAACGCUGCUGCAAUCAUGCAGAACUGCAACAUCUACGUAAGAAAGCCAAUGAGCAAUCAGUUUAACACAGUAACCGCACAAGGCAGGACAGAUCCUAAUCAGAAUACGGGUAUUGUGUUGCAUAAUUGUCGGAUUACAGCAGCUUCAGAUUUAAAAACAGUUCAGGGUUCAUUCAAAACGUAUCUUGGAAGACCAUGGAAGCAAUAUUCAAGGACAGUCGUGUUAAAAAGUUUCUUAGACGGCUUGAUUCAUUCAACUGGUUGGCUGCCAUGGAGCGGCGAUUUUGCUCUCAAAACAUUGUAUUAUGGUGAAUUUAUGAAUAGCGGAAGUGGUGCAGGAACUGGAGGAAGGGUGAGAUGGCCGGGAUACCAUGUCAUCACAGGCGUUCAAGAGGCUGAAAGAUUUUCGGUCAGGAGCUUCAUUGGUGGCGAUUCAUGGCUUGCAGCCACCGGAGUGCCAUAUACAUCCGGAUUGUGAUUAAGAUGUCCUAGGCAAGUGAAAUAAAGUGUAACCAUAUUUAGACUAUUUAGUUGGCUUAAUUUGGUUUUGGUUUUUCGGUUCAGUCCUUGUGUGACCAUAUUUUAUGUAACAGAGUAAUACUCCUUUUUUACGUUAACAGAGUAGUACAUUUGUGCAUUGCAUUAAGAUCAUAUAUUCAUAUGAGAUCUCAUAAACAUGAUAGAUGACAAAAACUUUGAACUCAUAAGCUUAUACAUAAUAACCAAGUUCAGAUCCCAGAGGUUCAUGAUCAAGGUAAUUGCAGUCAGCAGAGAG